Molecule: messenger RNA, 1314 nt
Organism: Brassica rapa (field mustard)
Lineage: Eukaryota; Viridiplantae; Streptophyta; Magnoliopsida; Brassicales; Brassicaceae
Product: putative two-component response regulator-like APRR6
Biological process (GO): phosphorelay signal transduction system
Source: RefSeq, a predicted model, not a curated record
AUGGCCAAAGAAAUUGCUUUUGAUGUUACCGGAAACAAAAUUUCUAAUUCCAAUGGUGAUACUUUCAUUCUGCUAAUCGAUCAUGACAUUGCAUCGAUCUCUUCUCUCACUUCAAUGCUUCAACAACUUUCUCACAAAGUGAUAAGUGUCAAUGUGGCAAGUGAGGCUGUAUCGAUGCUCAAAAAACAGAUGGAUAUCGUACUUGUCAUCGCCAACACUGAAAUGCCUCAUAUAGAUUCACAUUCCUUCUACACUUCUUUGCUGACCAGAGACAUUCCUUUAAUAUUGAUCAGUCCAGAGGGAAAGAAAGCUAAACCAUCAAACUCUUUGGAAAAAAGAGCGUGUUAUCUCCUAGAGAAGCCUAUUUCUGAAAAAGAUAUCAACAACAUGUUGCAGCAUGUCUUAUCUAAUAAGAGCCAAAAGUUAACAAAAAUCAGCAUACCUAAAAGUGGAGGGGGCAAUAUGGAGAAACGUAUAAAUCAGAUGAAAGCUUUCAGAGAAAUCCUUAGGAGACAGCGUCCAUCAUCUUUUCUAGGAAAACCAUUGUUAAAAAAAUCAGCGUACCAAGAAAGAAGAAAUAUAGCAAAUGUUGAAAGGAAAAACAAAACUGUGUAUCCUGUUGAGUUUGAAAAUAAGAGAAAUGAAGGAAAUAAUAUAGAUAGUAACACUGGAAUACGCAAUAAUUUCUGGACUUAUGAGCAUCAGAUGAAGUUCUUUUCUGCUGGCGCUAACUUGGGUGAAAAAGAUUCUCAUCCAAAAUCCUUAUUGGGGAUUAUGAAUGAUCGAACAUCGAAGAAUGAAUAUCCUUUCACAUUAUCCAACAUAGCAAAGAAUUUCUUUGCAGAUAAGAACCGGAUUAAGGAGAGGGAUACAAUGGCGCUAAAGUUUUAUCAAGGAACAAAAAUGGACUUAAGCCGUACCUCUUGGUUUGGUAAUAUACCAAACAGUUCAUCCAUGGAAGCAGAUCGUGUACCUGCGGCCACAAGUAACAUCCCACCUUGCAACAUUUCUCCCACUGAUACUGUUAGCCAUACCAAUCUGGUUUCAACUAGCUUAAACGAUAACAAUUUUCUUGACCAUUCUGGCCUGCCAUCAAGCGUUGGUACAUCUAACUCAGGUAAUGCGACUCCUCUUGAAACCAACAUAGAAGAUAUAAGCCAGUUUCAACAAGAUGCAUGUUAUGAUUUGCCGAUUGAAGAUUUGAUUUCUUUUGACACUGACGUUCAUGAGAUGGACAUGCAGCAUGUGUUAGGAAAUAAUGGUUCUUCUGAGGUGAAUAUUUUGCCCAACACUCAUGUCGGCCAUGAGGAUUGA